Molecule: messenger RNA, 1709 nt
Organism: Lacerta agilis (Sand lizard)
Lineage: Eukaryota; Metazoa; Chordata; Lepidosauria; Squamata; Lacertidae
Gene: C10H12orf75
Product: chromosome 10 C12orf75 homolog
Exons: 6
Coding region: 1-486 (161 amino acids)
Source: RefSeq, a predicted model, not a curated record
AUGGAAUCUGCAGCUAUAGUGGAGGCGGCCGCUGGAGAUGCAGGCGGCCGUGAUUGGCUGCCGCUGUUGCCCGGGCGACGGGUGGGGAAGGAGGAGGAGGAGGCGGGUCCCCUCGGCGCUGUUUUCGGUCCUCCUCCUGCUUCUCGUCCGCUGGCAGCAAAGAGGGCGCCCUGGGAGGCGGCAUCCUUUCCGGAGGCGGAGCGGCGAGACGGAGGGAGGCAGCAGGCUGGGGCUUGCCUCUCGGCUGCGCGACCCCCGCUCAUUCCAGAGAGCCCCCAGCGCUGCAGGGAGAUGGGCUGCGGCAACUCCACCGCCACCAGCGCCGGCAGCAGAGAUACUGCAGGAACAGCAAUAGAUGUAACAGAAGAAUCAGUGUCAGAAGAUGACAAGAGGAGGAACUAUGGAGGUGUUUAUGUCGGUCUCCCAGCUGAUGCUGCUACCAAGAUUUCCACCCAGUCAAAGAAGGCGUCUCAAGGUGCUUCUUAAAAAGUUAUCUGCGUAGACCAUUCUUCGCAAUGGAAUUCAGAGCUGCCUUUCGGCUGAAGAUUUGCAUAGCCAGAAGCAUGAAGCCACCGAAAGCUUCUUGGCAGUGAAAGUUACAACGGCAGAUCAAGAAGCUGGAUGCUCAAAAUGGAACGGAAGCAUAGGACUGUGAUUUAUGGAUCUUUUUGAUGUCCUCCGGUCAGCGUUAACUAACAGAUAUAUGAUGGGUAUUUCUGCACAAAAAGAUGACGCUGUUGAUCUCCAGCACUUUGGCCGUACUACAGAAUCUACGGAUGACAAUAGGUCUAUUUUUUCAUUUGGCUACUUUUGAUAGCUUUUAUAUAACAAGACCAUUACUGCUGUUCACUCAAGUGUUCCUAGGCUAAGGUUAGUGCAAAUGAACUAUUGAUUUACUCCAGAGUAAUAUAUUUGAAUAAUAUAUGCAGGCUACUGCUGUGGGAAAUUGGAGUUACGUACCAAUAGGCAUUGUCAGCCAUUUCUAAUUAUAACCUACUUUUAUAUUGUUAACCUGCCACUGAUUUUGACAUGCCACUUUUUACAAGUGUAGAAUUGUUCAGGAAUUUUGCCAGAAAUAUAUUCAAUGAGUUGCCAGCCUACUUACUACCUACUAACGAACCAUCAUUCAUUUCAGUGAGAUGCUAACUUGCCUGCCUACCUUUCUGUAUUUUGUUUUAGUUGCUAAAAAUAACCUCUACUUUUACCAAACAAUCGUGUGUCGUGUCUUCCAUUUUGCAUAAAGAUAAUAAUGAUAUAUGUAAAUUAAUUUUUUAAAAAAUGAACAGAAGGCAACGGCAGGAAGGAGCUUGCAAGUGCUGCAGCAAGGCAAACGCUACUCAUUUCUUGCAACAAAAUUCCAUGUAAGUCCCAUUGAAAUAAAUGGCACCUGUUCAGCCACAGUCCUUGAUGGACCGUAUUCAGUGCAAAGCUUUAUAGAGACGAUCGAACCUCGAGUUCUGCACACCUCUUAAAUCUGGAGGUGUUGUGAUCAGCAUCAGAGUUGGUAUCUCAAUCUUGUUAAUGGCAACAUUUCGUUAUGUGAAACUUCAUCCCAACAUUUCAUUCCAGUCUCUGCCUUUUAUAUACCAUCCCGUUAAAUGUUUUCAAGCGCAGUUAACUUCAUACUGGUGAUCUUUCAGUGUAGCACCACUCAGUGUUUCUGCAUGGCUGAAUAUGAUGUAUUAAAUUAUUGAAGUGUUUUUGCAUAA